UCCAAACUCCAGUGAGUUAUAGCGCGCACGCUGCUGCAGACAGUAGACAUCGCCUCCAGAGUUGGAAGGCAAACGCCUAACACGACGAAGGCAGGGACCGGGAGAACACUACAGAAUGUCUCACGACGUUGCAGAUUUAUAUGGAAUUAAUUUACUUUAAUGACAAAUUAGGACGAUAUAUUCGUUCCCUGCGGCUUUGCUUUCCCAAGACGCCCGUCUCUUAACUUUAUGCACUUCACAAUACAGGGAGUGUUCAAACUCUCACUCGAAAGGAAACAUAAAACCGCAGACAAUGACAGCUUCAAUAAUUUUGAGCUUUCUCUGUAUUUGGAUGUGUUCACCCAGUCUGUCACAAGGGACCGGGUUUGUCUAUCAGUUUCCAAGUGUGACAUUCCAACGCAUCCACACUGAACACACUGCUGGACCCCUUGCAGGCACCAACGCGGCUCGCAGGAACUGGUGUCAGUACACAGUGUCGAAGACUGUGUCAUGCCAGGUCCACAACGGGACGGAGACGCUAGUACAGCGAGUGUUUCAGAGUUGCCGGUGGCCAAGACCCUGUUCUAACCUCAUCAGUUACAGGACCCUGGUCCGGCCCACUUACAGGCUGACGUUUCGCCAGGUGACAGCACUGGAGUGGAAGUGCUGCCCCGGCUUCCUGGGAGACGACUGCAAAGAGGAGUGUAUGAACUGCACUGGCUAUGCUGAUAUAAAUGAUAGACUGAGUAUGCUUGAAUCCAAGAUUGUGUUGCUGGAGGAGGUGGGACCACCACCUCUCCUAUUCAGAUACUCCCCAGAUAGGUCAUCAGAUAACGAGGUGGGACUGGGAGCACCCAAACCCACCCCCAUCACUCCCCCCGCAAUCGGACUACCGGGAGCCAGAGGCCUCCCAGGGCCAGCUGGACCCCCAGGUGUGGCGGGACCCCCUGGAUGCACUGGAGUGACAGGCCUAGCAGGGAAACCUGGACCCAUGGGACCCAGAGGGCCCCAGGGCCAGCGAGGAGCCCAAGGGGAGAGAGGUGUACCGGGGCCAGCGGGGCCUCUGGGGCCAGCCUCGUCCUUCUCUCACAGUGGAGACGUGUUUGGUCUGAGGGAGCUGGGUCAGUAUGAAGAAGCUGCGCUCCAUUCACAGAACAACCAAAGAGCUGUGACCGGUCCCCCAGGCCCCACCGGAUCCCCUGGGCCCCCAGGCCGUCCGGGACACACAGGGCCUGCUGGAAACCCAGGUACCCCAGGGAGAAACGCUGGUGUUGGUCCCUCAGGCAAGCCUGGGGAUCGUGGGCCUAAAGGAGACUCCGGUGAACGGGGACCCCCAGGACUCAGGGGAGAACAUGGCCAGCCAGGUGUACCAGGGCCAAAGGGUGAGCCAGAAGAUACCCAGGCUGAGGGGGAGGGGCUGCAGCAGCUGAGAGAGGCUCUGAAGAUCCUGGCUGAGAGGGUUCUCAUUCUGGAGCACAUGAUCGGCAUUCAUGAAAACCCACUAGAAUCCGGUUCUGGCCUGGACAUCCUGUCAGACCUGGUGCCCAUGUUUAAAAACAAAAGGGCAGGACCCAAAACCCUGCUCCACUCUCUCACCACAGGAGACCGAAAGCUGAUUGGAGAGGAAAGAGUGAGGAGGAGGGGCAAUUAGAUGGUCCUGCCAAGGGGUGUAGUAGAGCAUGGUUUGUAUAUGAACAGUGAUUGGGUAAGAGAUUGAGAUAGACGUACCAUGUGUUCUCUGAGUCAGAGUGGAUGACCAGUCAAUACUCAUGGAAUCACAGAAUUCUCUUACUCAGAUCCUUAAAUUUAGCCUGUUUAUAAUGUGUUUUUUACAUUGACUUUUAGUACUGUUGUCAUUAUCGUAGUCAUGUUAUUUAAAUGUAAUUGUGUAACUUUGGUGCUGGUACUGGCCUCAACAUGUGCAUAUUCUCAAUGACAUACUCCUGUUGGGAACUGUAGGAUGUACCAAAGGUAAAAGGAGAUACUAUAGCCAGUGGGCUAAAUAUAUUACAGUUUUAUCUGUAUUCAGUAAGAAUAUCAUGACUGAUUUUAGAUAAUAUCUGUACUGUUUGUUUUUUACAAGACUUGAGAAGAUUUGUUUUCUGUUUUUUAAUGGUUUGAAUUUGAUUUGAACACAACAGGGAAAUAAAGUGGUUUUGUUUCGGUUUUAUAUUUCUAGUAAUGAUUCUGUAUCCGAUGCAGUAGAAGGGACAUUUUACUGUAUCUGCCACUGUUGCAUAUCAUUGGAGCAGAUGGACAUGCAUGUUGAUAUCAGAUUACAUCGCCUCACAUGGCUUGAGGUAACAUUAAUUGCUGUAGCACUAGGUAGCGCUUUUGCUUGCAGUCCUGUUUCAACAAGUAGACUGGUGAAACUGUUGAAUAGCCAACUGUAAAAUAAAGUUUGACCCGUUGAUCUUACUUUUAGCUCCACCUUUUCUUUCUUUCAGUCUGGAGUUAUUAUUAACUCCAAUUUUUACAUUACAUCAUGUUUUUAUGCACCUGUUGAAAACCCCAUUUAUAAAUAGGUUGAAUAGAAUAAACGUCUGUUGGAUUGGA
Messenger RNA from Salmo salar (Atlantic salmon), 2535 nucleotides. Its product is annotated as collagen alpha-1(XXVI) chain. The record is from RefSeq and is a predicted model, not a curated record. NCBI's taxonomy places the organism in Eukaryota, Metazoa, Chordata, Actinopteri, Salmoniformes, Salmonidae. Gene Ontology annotation, molecular function: protein binding.